AUGAAGAUUAAAAAGGAAAACAAAAAGAAGUCUUCUACUUAUUCAGAAAGAACCCAUUAAAAUAUGAAAAAUAAGAAAUAAUAAGCCAAAGAAAAGCUAAAAAAUACAGAUUUGGGAAAGCCUCGAAAUUUAAAAAAUAUUUCCUUUGAAAAACCUAAUAUUUGGGCAACAAAAGAAGGAGCAAUUAGAAUAUUAACCUUUCUUAUGAAUUAAGGUAGACAUUUUCUACUCCAUCCUGCAGGAGCAAAGAAAUCCAUAAUUAAUGAAGAAAAUGAAUAAAAUAUAAAAGAAAAAUAGGACUUAUUAAACUAAAUUAACAAAUUGAAACCAUUAUAUGAUUUAUUGGAAAAUAUACAUCAAACUUUUCUUGGAUUUCCAUAGAAGUAAAAAAAGAAGGAAAGAUUAAUAGUAUUUUUUUUUAGAAAUAAUUGUGAUAUCGAACCUCAUUAUGAUAAAGUAAGUCCUUUAGAAAAUUUACAUUUUUAACAGAAUUUAGAAGAAAUUAAAUUUUAACUUGAUAAUGUCUUUUAUAGAGAACUUUCUGAUAUUUUAAAAUAAUUGGAGGGAAAUGAACUUAACAUAUAAGAUUAAAUUAAAUUAAUUACUUAAGACUUAGUUAAUUAAACCAAUAAUUUAGAUGAAAUCUCAUUAGCUAAUACAAUAGUUAAGAAUUUAUUUAUUUAGUUAUUAAUAGAGUAAGGAAAUCAUAAUUUAUAAUUAUUGGAAAUGAUUGUUGAAAAAUAAAAUAAGACAUUAUUAUUAUAAAUCUUUAAAGAAUUUAUAAAUUAGAAUUCAUUCAGAAUUACAAAGUUUAUAACAGAAUUAGUACAAUUAAUUCAAGGAGAUGAUCUAAACAAUUCGAUUGAAUGUACUUUUUAAUAAACUAAUUAUGAUGAAAAUUGUAUUAUAUAAUAAAAUUGGUAAUAUUUAGAAAAUGAAAACUCCGUAUACUUAAGUGAUUGA
Molecule: messenger RNA, 963 nt
Organism: Paramecium pentaurelia
Lineage: Eukaryota; Ciliophora; Oligohymenophorea; Peniculida; Parameciidae
Source: the annotation of a GenBank genome assembly